GCACAAUUCCUUUAUCACGCUACCCUCGCCUUUCCAGAACUCCAUACUGACUCGAGAGCUGACACGGAUAUGCGCGACCGUCUUUGAAUUCAACCACAUUCCAUUUCGAGCCUAGAAAAUGGCCUCGACUACCCCAGCACCUGUUCGUGUACCGGCCUGGAAGAGACUGGGCCUUCAAUUGAAAAAUCAGCAGCCACCGGAAGAGCCGACCCAUUACCCAGCAGUAUACGCGGCUGUCGAGGCGAGGCAAGAAGGGAGCUUUGAGAACCAACCCUCGAGUGCAUCUACUGGGCCACCUGUACUCCAAGAUGCCGCCAGCGACGGGCAGAGUCCGGCCAAAUUGGGCAAAAGGAAGGCUGAGAGCAGCAUUCUCGGAGAUGACGAGAAGCCAUCUAAGAAGCGACUGAAAGAGAAGAGCGUGGGGCUGAACGACUUGCCGGCAGCUUCCCCAGCUGUACAAGAGAUAGCAGUCACGAACCCGUCAACUAGCAUCGCAGAGCAAGACAGUAAGCCUCGUGGAGACCCGAACUAUCGAAGCAAAAAGGGGAAGAAUCUAGAUUCAGUACCAAAGAAACGUCGUAUUUCGUCAGAAGGUCAUGGACCAGCGAUCACUGCUAGGCUCAAUUACAGCAAUGGCGAUGAAACCUCACCUAAUGAAGUCAAGAGUGUCAGUUCGGACAGUGAUCAGGACACUCUACGUCAAUCUACCGAGACUGGUCACUAUCACGUGGUUGCUGGAAUAAACGAUACCAAGAAAUUAUCCAAACUCAAGAAGACACCAGAUACACACAGGACCUCGAUAGAACUCACUCCAACUCUCACUCGACGGAAGUCAGUCACCUUCACCCCGGACACUAAGACCGUGGACGGCAACAGUGCUUCGGAGCUGUUCAAGGCCUGGGCAGCGCAGCAGAAAGGACCAUCGGCCGACUUCACUCCGUCCGAAGUAGCUCAGUUCACUCCACCUCCGAAACUACACCCAGCCAACGACCUUCCCCCAUCUGAGAAGCCCAACAAGAAAGAAGCCAAGAAGGCUGAAAAGAUAGAGAAGACCAAACUGAACAAAUCCGCCACAACACCACACGACGUGGAAGAAAAGUCAGUCAAGGCAUCAUCCGAAGAGCCUUCCAAACCGUCGAAAGCCGAGCUCAAAGCAGCAAAGAAAGCGACGAAGGCAGCAGCGAAUAACACAGAGUCAGCUGCUUACCUUAACUACCUCACUCGCUACCACACCUCACGUGAAACCUGGAAGUUCAACAAAGCAACCCAGAGCAACCUGCUCAGAGAUGCUCUGAACGUCUACCGCAUUCCACCUGAGUACUCUCCCGCCUUAAAAGAGUACAUCACCGGACUGCAAGGUGCGGCGGCUCGUGAUCGAUUGCACGAAGCAGCCACUGCUAUUCUCAAAGAAACUGGUGAGGCUGACGAGGUCGAAGACAUGGAGAUCCUCGAUGACCGAGAGGCUCGCAAAGCCGCCCAAGACGCGGCCCUGAUCAAGACCCUCAAGCGCACGAAGCGGUUUCUCGAUGCAGGGCACCAGCUUCCAGAGAUGGCAGGCCCAAAACCGAAGAAGCAACUGACACACCAGCGCGCGCAAGAGAUCCUGGAGGCACUUGAGGCCGGCACUGCAGCUCCAGCUCCGCUGAAAGCAUCUAAGCCCUCGCCCUCCAGACUCCAUCCUGUGCAUGUUGAACACUAUCGUAAGUACCCUUUGACGCUUCCAUCUACCAGUGUUCUGUUUUGUCACCUAUCUCGCCCCUUGAUUCUUGGGACUACACUGCUUUGUUCUGAAUAUGCGUACACUUUUCUGCCAAUGUUUGGUGUGCUUCGACGCAUUUUCGGAAUUCGGGAAUAUGCGGCGUGAGCCACCCCAGACGACGUUUUCACGAGCAACUUUCCACUCGCACCCAGUUUCCAGUAUUUUCUGGUGCUUUUGU
Mytilinidion resinicola is the source of this 1937-nucleotide messenger RNA. RefSeq lists its product as uncharacterized. The record is from RefSeq and is a predicted model, not a curated record. The transcript has a single exon. Lineage: Eukaryota; Fungi; Ascomycota; Dothideomycetes; Mytilinidiales; Mytilinidiaceae. Bases 119 to 1864 code for a protein of 581 amino acids.